AUGGCGACCCCACCCACGAUCAACCAGGCUACCAACCCCGGCGGCUCGAACGCAGCCGACAUUGACCCUCCGAUGCCUCCCGCGGCGUGGGUCAACUUCGUCGGAGGGGGCGCGAGCGGGGCAGUGCCCAACUUGGUGGACCCAGCGACGGGGCUACCCAUCUCCAACAUCCCUCAGCCCCCAACCCAACUCGCUUUCCUGGGAGGAAGCAACAUUGGUGCCAUCGCUCCCAAUGCGAAGCCCGUGAAGGCCAGACCAGCGCCGACGCCGGUGCCGGGCAUCCAGCAGUCGCUCCAGGCGGCGAACGAUCCGGGCUACAACGCGUACAGCACCCUCAACCCAUUCGUGCAGGGCGGAGGCAUCUCCACUAUGGCGGCGGGACGGCUGCUGCACGAGUCGGUCGCUCUCUCCCCCGUCCUCGCCUUCUUCAGCAACGCCUUGAGCUGA
Molecule: messenger RNA, 447 nt
Organism: Emiliania huxleyi CCMP1516
Lineage: Eukaryota; Haptophyta; Isochrysidales; Noelaerhabdaceae
Exons: 2
Coding region: 1-447 (148 amino acids)
Source: RefSeq, a predicted model, not a curated record